ACCCUCCACGAGCCUUCUUUGCUUAUAAAUAAGAGCGGUGGACAGCCCAAAACCCCUACCAAUUACCAUUACUAUAACUGUUGUCACUCACGACCACUUCAAAUCUACCACCAUAUUUUUUCCUCUUUCCUUUCUUCUAAUUCCACUUUCCAAGAUACCAUUUUUGGGUGCUAAAGCUCUGCAAAGUGAAAAAAAAAAUGGGUGUUUUGGAUCAUUUCCCUGACCUGUUUGAUUGCUCUACUGGUGGCUCCAAGCUCAAGAAACGCAAGCAACUGCAGACGGUGGAGAUCAAGGUGAAGAUGGACUGCGAAGGAUGCGAGCGGAGGGUGAAGAAGGCGGUGGAGGGGAUGAAGGGUGUGAAGCAAGUGGACGUGGAGCGCAAGGCCAACAAGGUGACCGUCGUUGGAUACGUGGAGCCCGCAAAGGUGGUGGCACGCGUCGCCCAUCGAACUGGCAAGAAGGCCGAGCUCUGGCCCUACGUCCCUUACGACGUCGUCGCUCACCCUUACGCUCCUGGAGUUUACGACCGCAAGGCUCCCGCCGGGUACGUGCGAAACGUCGAGGACCCGCAGAUUUCGCAGCUGGCACGUGCCAGCUCCACGGAGGUCCGAUACACCACCGCUUUCAGUGACGAGAAUCCCACCGCAUGUGCCAUAAUGUAGUGAAAUUAGGAUCGUAGAUUUAUAAUAAUAAUAUUUUAUGUGAUUUGUGUGCUGUAAUUUGUUAUUUUUUUGCUUGAAACAAGUCUUUCAGUUUCACUUGGUGAUUAGAAGCAAUUUUUUAGAACCAAAUCCUUAUUUCUGUACUUCGAUUGUACAUGUUGAUGGAUCUAUGGAUAUAAUUCUAUUUUUUUUUCCUGUAAUUAAUUAAGCUUUUAUUUUAA
Messenger RNA from Juglans regia (Persian walnut), 883 nucleotides. Its product is annotated as heavy metal-associated isoprenylated plant protein 26-like. The transcript is spliced from 2 exons. Lineage: Eukaryota; Viridiplantae; Streptophyta; Magnoliopsida; Fagales; Juglandaceae. The coding region runs from base 198 to 662 and encodes 154 amino acids. The record is from RefSeq and is a predicted model, not a curated record. Gene Ontology annotation, molecular function: metal ion binding.